Messenger RNA from Silurus meridionalis, 5876 nucleotides. It is a transcript of the gene tnksa, whose product is annotated as tankyrase, TRF1-interacting ankyrin-related ADP-ribose polymerase a. NCBI's taxonomy places the organism in Eukaryota, Metazoa, Chordata, Actinopteri, Siluriformes, Siluridae. Gene Ontology annotation, cellular component: nucleus; cytoplasm. The record is from RefSeq and is a predicted model, not a curated record. Gene Ontology annotation, molecular function: NAD+ poly-ADP-ribosyltransferase activity; protein binding. The coding region runs from base 117 to 3908 and encodes 1263 amino acids. The transcript is spliced from 28 exons.
AUGGCGCCACAUGCGCGUGCAAACCGGAAGUUGGCCGCAACACUUCCCGGAAGUUCCCUCAUCCUAGAUUGUUGUUUUUGUUGCUAGCAGAGGGAUUGUGGUGGAAAAAAAAAAACAUGGCGACGUCUCGUCGCGCUUCUCAGCAGCAACACCAGAGUUUAUCCUCCCCUCCGCGUAUUGCCUCUAGUUCCCUCACCCCGCCUGGAUCCCCUCCGGGCGCCGGCGUGGCGAGUCUUUCAGCAGCGGUUGGAGGCGAACAGGACGCCGCUGGAGAUGCGGACCCGAGCGCGGCCUCCUCCUCUUCCUCCCCAGCUCCGCUCCGCAGUGCUAGCAGCACUAGCAGCAGCAGCACCAGCACUAGCAGCGCUAGCUCCCCGAGCACCACCGGAGCCUCCAGCCCGGAUUCACCCAGCACGAGUCCGACGGGGACCUGCGCGAGUAGCGGCGCUUUUCGGGAGCUCUUUGAGGCCUGCAGGAAUGGAGACGUGUCUCGGGUGAAGCGGCUUGUGGACUCGGUCAAUGUUAACUCUAAAGAUAUGGCCGGGCGCAAAUCCACUCCGCUGCACUUUGCUGCAGGUUUCGGAAGGAAGGACGUAGUGGAGCAUCUUCUGCAGACGGGAGCAAACGUGCAUGCCCGGGACGAUGGCGGUCUGAUCCCGCUUCACAACGCCUGCUCAUUUGGCCAUGCCGAGGUGGUUAGUCUGCUGCUGUGCCAGGGUGCCGACCCCAACGCCCGAGACAACUGGAACUACACGCCGCUCCACGAGGCCGCCAUCAAGGGCAAAAUCGACGUGUGCAUAGUACUGCUCCAACACGGCGCCGACGCCAACAUCCGCAACACCGACGGCAAGUCAGCGCUGGACCUGUCCGAGCCGUCCGCCAAAGCCGUGCUUACCGGCGAAUACAAGAAGGACGAACUGCUGGAAGCGGCGAGGAGCGGAAAUGAAGAGAAGCUCAUGGCCCUGCUCACCCCGCUCAACGUCAACUGCCAUGCCAGCGACGGCCGCAAGUCGACAUCUCAAAAAAUGCUGUCGACUCCACUACAUCUGGCAGCGGGAUACAACAGAGUCCGGAUCGUCCAGCUCCUCCUGCAGCAUGGCGCCGACGUGCACGCAAAGGACAAGGGUGGUCUCGUACCUCUGCAUAACGCCUGCUCCUAUGGUCACUAUGAAGUCACAGAGCUGCUCUUGAAGCAUGGUGCGUGUGUGAACGCCAUGGACCUGUGGCAGUUCACUCCCCUGCACGAAGCAGCGUCCAAGAACCGCGUGGAGGUUUGUUCCCUCCUGCUGAGUCACGGCGCUGAUCCCACACUGGUCAACUGUCACGGCAAGAGCGCGGUGGACAUGGCCCCUACUCCCGAGCUCAAAGAGAGACUCACCUAUGAGUUUAAGGGUCACUCGCUGCUCCAGGCUGCACGUGAGGCGGACAUGGCCAAAGUAAAGAAGACGCUCGCUCUGGAGAUCAUCAACUUCAAACACCCACAGACCCACGAGACUGCGCUGCACUGUGCCGUCGCUUCGCCCCACCCGAAGAGGAAGCAGGUCGCUGAGCUGCUGCUACGGAAAGGCGCCAACGUCAACGAGAAGAACAAGGACUUUAUGACUCCUCUGCAUGUGGCUGCUGAGAGGGCUCACAAUGACAUCCUGGAGGUGCUGCAGAAACAUGGGGCCAAGAUGAAUGCAGUAGACACUCUGGGACAGACGGCUCUGCACCGGGCGGCUCUGGCUGGUCAUCUGCAGACGUGUCGGCUGCUUCUGAGCUACGGCGCAGAUCCAGCCAUCGUCUCGCUGCAGGGCUUCACCGCCGCACAGAUGGGCAACGAAGGCGUCCAGCAGAUCCUCAACGAAAACGUUCCAGUGAGGAACUCGGAUGUAGACUACAGGCUUUUAGAGGCAGCUAAAGCGGGUGACCUGGACACUGUAAAGCAACUCUGCUCCGCUCAGAAUGUGAACUGCAGGGAUCUGGAAGGACGUCACUCGACGCCGCUUCACUUUGCUGCAGGCUACAACCGGGUGGCUGUGGUGGAGUACCUGCUGCAUCACGGCGCAGACGUCCAUGCCAAAGACAAAGGAGGUCUGGUGCCGCUGCACAAUGCCUGCUCGUAUGGGCAUUACGAAGUGGCUGAGCUGCUGGUGAGACACGGUGCAUCGGUGAACGUGGCCGACCUGUGGAAGUUCACACCACUGCAUGAAGCUGCUGCCAAGGGCAAAUAUGAGAUCUGUAAACUGCUUCUCAAGCAUGGUGCUGAUCCGACAAAGAAAAACCGCGAUGGAAACACGCCCCUAGAUAUGGUGAAGGAAGGGGACACGGACAUCCAGGACCUGCUGAGAGGAGACGCUGCCCUGCUAGACGCCGCAAAGAAAGGCUGCUUGGCUCGUGUGCAGAAACUCUGCAGCCCCGAGAACAUCAACUGCAGAGACACGCAGGGGCGCAACUCUACCCCGCUACACCUGGCAGCGGGGUAUAAUAACCUGGAGGUAGCGGAGUAUCUUCUGGAGCACGGCGCAGACGUGAAUGCACAGGACAAAGGCGGCCUCAUUCCCCUCCACAAUGCAGCCUCAUAUGGGCACGUGGAUAUUGCGGCUCUGCUGAUCAAGUACAACACGUGUGUGAACGCCACGGACAAGUGGGCUUUCACUCCUCUUCACGAGGCUGCGCAAAAGGGACGCACCCAACUGUGUGCCCUGCUGCUGGCCCAUGGAGCCGACCCCACCAUGAAAAACCAGGAGGGCCAGACGCCACUCGAUCUCGCCACGGCUGAUGAUAUCCGGGCUUUGCUGAUUGAUGCCAUGCAUCCUGAUUCCCUGCCCAGCUGCUUUAAGCCUCAGGCCACAGUUGUGAGCGCUGCUGUGAUCUCGCCCGCCUCCACGCCAUCCUGCCUUUCAGCCGCCAGCAGCAUUGAUAACCUGGCCGGCCCGUUGGCUGAGCUCUCAGUGGCUGGAGCUUCGGGGCCUGCGGACGGAGCCACAGGGACUGAGAGAAAGGAGGGAGAGAUUACCAUUCUCGAUAUGAACAUCAGCCAGUUCCUGAAGAGUUUGGGUCUCGAGCAUCUUCGGGACAUUUUCGAGAGGGAGCAGAUCACUCUGGACGUGUUGGCUGAUAUGGGCCAUGAGGAGCUUAAGGAGAUCGGCAUCAAUGCGUACGGUCACCGCCACAAGCUUAUCAAAGGCAUUGAAAGACUGCUGGGCGGUCAGCAAGGUGGCAACCCAUACCUGACAUUCCACUGUGGGAGUCAGGGCACAGUGCUGAUCGACCUGGCACCCGACGAUAAAGAGUUUCAGUCUGUGGAAGAGGAGCUUCAGAGCACGAUCAGAGAGCACAGGGACGGGGGAAACGCCGGUGGAGUGUUCAGCAGGUACAACAUCCUGAAGAUCCAGAAGGUGGUGAAUAAGAAGCUGAGAGAGAGAUACGCACACAGACAGAAAGAAAUCGCUGACGAAAACCACAACCACCACAACGAGCGUAUGCUCUUUCAUGGCUCUCCCUUCAUUAACGCCAUCAUCCACAAAGGUUUUGAUGAGAGACACGCCUACAUUGGGGGAAUGUUCGGCGCAGGCAUCUACUUCGCUGAGAAUUCAUCCAAGAGCAACCAGUAUGUAUACGGCAUCGGCGGCGGCACCGGCUGCCCCACACACAAAGACCGCUCCUGCUACAUCUGCCACAGGCAGAUGCUGUUUUGUCGCGUGACUCUGGGCAAAUCGUUCCUGCAGUUCAGCGCCAUGAAAAUGGCCCACGCACCGCCAGGGCACCACUCGGUCAUCGGGCGGCCCAGUGUCAACGGCCUGGCCUACGCCGAGUACGUCAUCUACAGAGGGGAACAGGCGUUCCCGGAGUACCUCAUCACAUACCAGAUCAUGAAGCCGGAGAGCACAGCGCAGCCGCCGAACGCAGCAGAGCAGAAGUCUUGAGUGUCUCGCGGAAUGUCUCCAGGGCGUCUCCUGUACACUGCUCAGACUGUUCCACACUCCUCCACACACAUUCUGGCCUCCAGCCCAUGCUUGUCUUUCUCCAGCCUCCAACAUGACCACCUCCAGCCUCCAACCUCCAACCUGAUCUCCAGCCUCCAGCCUCCAACCUGACCUCCCUGCAUUUCUGCUCACACCUGCAGCGUUAGUGUUUUUAAGCAACCCUUCUCCUCUAUGUGCUUACCUGGGUCAGAGGUCACAGCUCCCAGGGCUGAUGGCUGAAGUGAACUAAGACAAGUGCCCUAAUUGCCAGAUUAUUAUAAUUUUUUUCAUUUAAUACUAGUUUAAUCCAGUACACAUGUCUCUUCCCCCUUGUUGUUUUUUUUUUCUCUUUAAACCAUUUUAUGUGAAUUAUUUUAAACCUAACACACUACAAGAUGGACCACCUCAUCGUUAAUGUUCUGGGGACCGGCCAUGUUUUUUUUUUUCUUUUUUUCUUUCAUGUUUCAUGGAGCCUCUCGUCUCUGACACUUUCUUAUUUUUUAAUGAAUUGUAAAAGCAUUUCGGAAGUCAGACACGUGUGGAAACCCAGUUCUCUUAUUUGAGCCUUUAAUAUCGAAAUGUUUAACGCUUAAGGUUUUUUUUUUUUCCGUUUGUGCCCUUUUUGACUUGAAAAAGUCAGAUGUAUCACCUCCGUUAGCAUAUCCGAUUUAUAAAAAAAAAAUGCAUCGUUUUAAAAGACUUGAGGCAGGAUUUAACUUAUUCUAAGGAAAGUGAGAAAUAGCAUUUACAGGGGAAAAAAGCAGACAUUUCCUGUAAUGCUUGUGAUGGAUGAGUGCUUUGGAAAGAGCUCUGUUCUCUUUGCUCUUUGUUUACUGAUGAAGAGCGGCUUCAUUAGUGGAGCUUCCCCCAACCCCCCCUUCCACCACCCUUCUUGUUCUCUGAUCACUUUGCAUUCAAUAACAUUUUUUGCGUUCAUCGGUUGUUGGAUGACGGCCGAGUGAUCAGUAUUUUCAGUCUCAUUCCAGUGUAAUCUCUUGCAGAGAUUUCUUUCUCCUCUGAGACACUACUGACUUUUCAGCAUCACUGAUGCACAUUCACAGGUUGUGUAGAACAUGCCCCUGGAGGUUUUUUUUGUUUUGUUUUUGUUAAGUAAAUCACUUUAAUGGGGUGAAUGGUAUUCCACUUCUCUACCAACACAGUACUGGUGCUGUACAGGGAAUCAGCCAUUUUUAUUAUUUUAAUGUUUUGGGGGAAUAACCGGCCUACGUUUUUACACAAUUUAAAGACAUGAACUAUUACGCAAUGUGACCAGUGUAGGAGUUCUCUAAUGGGGGAAAUAAUAGCCAUGUAGGAUGGAUUGGAAACAUAUUUUUACCGCGUUAGGUCAAAUAUUUCAGCAUCUAUACACAUCAGAUAUCAAAGAUGCUCGUCGUAGCUUCUUUUAAUGAAGUUUGUCAGGUAAGAGUGAAUUCUUUGAGAGACCUAUGAUUCAUUCUUGUGAUAGAAUUUUGGGAUUUAAUACGGUAAAAACACCACCACUCACGUCUGCACACGUCUUAUUUAAAUAACUCAGUGUUGUCAUGGCAACAAGCAAUCCGACAUCGCUGGUUCUUGAUUUCUAACGAGCAACAUUUUAUUGCUGGGACAAAACCGAGAGCCAGUGAUGGGGACACACUUUUUUUUUUUAAUUUUAUUUAUUUAUUUUUUUACUUUUCUUUUGUGGGUUUUUAUUUUUUAUUUUUUUGGGCACCAGCACCAUGUUGGUGGAAAAGAGCACACACUUCUUUUUCACCUCUCAGCCUGAACCACUUUAUAAUUUUCACUCGUAUCCAAUUCUUUCCUGUUGUUUUUUUUUUUUCAUUAUUUAAUUCUACUUUGAUCAGAAUGUGAUGAGCUAUUUACCACAAGCAGACUAACUGAACAGUCCUCAAAUGUGUAAACCAGUCUUAAUAAAGUACAUAUGUCACA